AUGGGCACAGCAGGACUCAACAAUGGUCCCCACAGGUACAGCAGGACCCUGCUCAGUCCUGAUGAGUUCUCAGUGACAUUCAAUGACCCCCGGAGCAAACACAAGUUUAAGAUCCACACCUACUCCAGCCCCACCUUUUGUGACCACUGUGGAUCGCUGCUGUAUGGACUCAUCCACCAGGGGAUGAAGUGUGACACCUGCAUGAUGAACGUCCACAAGCGCUGUGUGAUGAAUGUCCCUAGCCUCUGUGGCACUGACCACACAGAGCGCCGCGGCCGUAUCUACAUCCAGGCUCACAUCGACAGGGAGGUCCUCAUCGUUGUCGUAAGAGAUGCUAAAAAUCUUGUACCUAUGGACCCCAAUGGCUUGUCAGAUCCCUACGUCAAACUGAAACUGAUUCCUGAUCCCAAAAGUGAGAGCAAGCAGAAGACCAGAACCAUCAAGUGCUCUCUCAACCCUGAGUGGAACGAAACCUUCAGAUUUCAGCUGAAGGAAUCAGACAAAGACAGAAGACUGUCCGUAGAGAUCUGGGAUUGGGACCUGACCAGCAGGAAUGAUUUCAUGGGGUCUCUGUCCUUUGGGAUUUCCGAACUGCAGAAGGCUGGCGUGGAUGGCUGGUUCAAGUUACUGAGCCAGGAAGAGGGCGAAUACUUCAAUGUGCCUGUGCCACCAGAAGGAAGCGAGGGCAAUGAAGAGCUGCGGCAGAAGUUUGAGAGAGCCAAGAUCGGCCAGGGUACCAAAACUCCAGAAGAAAAGACAGCCAACACCAUCUCCAAAUUUGACAACAAUGGCAACAGGGACCGGAUGAAACUGACUGAUUUUAACUUCCUGAUGGUGCUGGGGAAAGGCAGCUUUGGCAAGGUCAUGCUGUCAGAGCGGAAGGGUACAGAUGAGCUCUAUGCUGUGAAGAUCCUGAAAAAAGAUGUGGUGAUCCAAGAUGACGAUGUGGAGUGCACAAUGGUGGAGAAGCGGGUGCUGGCUCUGCCUGGGAAGCCGCCAUUCCUGACUCAGCUCCAUUCCUGCUUCCAGACCAUGGACCGCCUGUACUUUGUGAUGGAGUAUGUGAACGGAGGUGACCUCAUGUACCACAUUCAACAAGUUGGCCGUUUCAAGGAGCCCCACGCUGUAUUCUAUGCUGCAGAGAUUGCCAUCGGUCUGUUCUUCUUGCAGAGCAAGGGCAUCAUUUACCGUGACCUAAAACUUGACAACGUGAUGCUGGAUUCUGAGGGCCACAUCAAAAUCGCUGACUUUGGCAUGUGCAAGGAGAACAUCUGGGAUGGGGUGACAACCAAGACAUUCUGUGGCACUCCAGACUACAUUGCCCCAGAGAUCAUCGCUUAUCAGCCCUAUGGAAAGUCUGUGGACUGGUGGGCAUUUGGAGUCCUGCUGUAUGAAAUGUUGGCUGGCCAGGCACCUUUUGAAGGGGAGGAUGAGGAUGAACUAUUCCAGUCAAUCAUGGAGCACAAUGUGGCAUAUCCCAAGUCUAUGUCCAAGGAAGCUGUGGCCAUCUGCAAAGGGCUAAUGACCAAACACCCAGGCAAACGUCUGGGUUGUGGACCUGAAGGGGAGCGAGACAUUAAAGAACAUGCAUUUUUCCGGUAUAUUGACUGGGAGAAACUUGAACGCAAGGAGAUUCAGCCACCAUAUAAACCAAAAGCUAGAGACAAGCGAGACACCUCCAACUUCGACAAAGAGUUCACCAGGCAGCCUGUGGAACUGACUCCCACUGACAAACUCUUCAUCAUGAACUUGGACCAAAAUGAAUUCGCUGGCUUCUCAUAUACUAACCCAGAGUUUGUCAUUAAUGUGUAG
This is a messenger RNA of Cricetulus griseus (Chinese hamster), 1812 nucleotides long. The record is from RefSeq and is a predicted model, not a curated record. NCBI's taxonomy places the organism in Eukaryota, Metazoa, Chordata, Mammalia, Rodentia, Cricetidae.